GCGGCAAGGACAUAGUAGAUAUGUCAGCGUAUCCUGUUGAAAGAAUUAGAAACUUCAGUAUUAUAGCUCAUGUAGAUCAUGGCAAAAGUACACUAGCAGACAGAUUGCUGGAAAUUACAGGAACAAUUUCUAAAACUGACCAUAAUAAACAAGUGCUGGAUAAGCUGCAAGUGGAACGUGAAAGAGGAAUUACAGUUAAAGCUCAAUCUGCAUCUCUCUUUUACAAUCAUGAAGGCAUAAACUACCUCUUAAAUCUUAUUGACACGCCUGGCCAUGUAGAUUUCAGCUAUGAAGUAUCACGGUCACUAUCUGCCUGUCAAGGUGUCAUACUUGUAGUGGAUGCAAAUGAGGGUAUUCAGGCUCAGACAGUGGCAAACUUCUAUCUCGCCUUUGAAGCACAGCUUUCAAUAAUUCCUGUCAUAAAUAAGAUUGACUUGAAAAAUGCCGACCCUGAAAGAGUUGAAAAACAAAUUGAGAAACUGUUUGAUAUCCCUACAGAUGAAUGUAUAAGGAUUUCUGCUAAACAAGGAACAAAUGUUGAAAAAGUUCUUCAAAAGGUCAUUGAGAAGGUCCCACCACCCCAGUGUAAUACUGCUGAUCCAUUGAAAGCCUUAGUAUUUGACUCUACCUUUGACCACUAUCGAGGUGUCAUAGCUAACAUUGCGCUCUUUGGUGGGGAGAUUGCAAAAGGACAGAAAAUUGUGUCUGCACACACAAAGAAAAGAUAUGAAGUUCAUGAAGUCGGAAUUCUGACUCCAAAUGAACAGCCAACACAUAAGCUCUAUGCAGGACAGGUGGGGUACCUGAUUGCUGGAAUGAAAGAAGUAACGGAAGCCCAAAUAGGAGACACACUGUUUUUGUAUAAACAGCCAGUGGAGCCUUUGCCUGGCUUUAAGUCAGCGAAGCCAAUGGUUUUUGCAGGAAUGUAUCCUAUAGAUCAAGGAGAAUAUAAUAAUCUCAAAAGUGCUUUGGAAAGGCUGACAUUGAAUGACUCCAGUGUAACAGUUCAUCGUGACAGUAGCCUUGCCUUAGGAGCUGGAUGGAGAUUGGGUUUCCUUGGUCUUCUACAUAUGGAAGUCUUUAAUCAACGUUUGGAGCAAGAGUAUAACAUGUCUGUUAUUUUGACUGCACCUACAGUUCCAUAUAAAGCUGUUCUUUCCUCAGCGAAGUUGAUAAAGGCAUAUGGAAAAGACCAGAUUACUAUUAUCAACCCUGCUCAGUUUCCUGAUAAACUUUCUGUAUCAGAAUAUUUGGAGCCAACUGUUCUGGGUACUAUUGUAACACCUCAUGAAUAUAUUGGGAAAAUAAUUACCUUGUGCCAGGAUCGUAGGGCAGUCCAGAAGGACAUGUUGUACAUUGAUGAAAACAGGGUUAUGCUAAAAUACCUCUUUCCACUGAAUGAAAUUGUGGUGGAUUUUUAUGAUGCUCUUAAGUCUCUGUCUUCUGGCUAUGCAAGUUUUGAUUAUGAAGAUGCAGGUUACCAAUCAGCAGAUCUAAUCAAAAUGGAUAUUCUUCUAAAUGGAAAUCCAGUUGAAGAACUGGCAACUAUCAUACACAGUGAUAAAGCCCAUGCUGCUGGUAAACUCCUGUGUGAACAUUUAAAAGAGACGGUUCCUAGACAGUUGUUUGACAUAGCCAUCCAGGCUGCCAUUGGCAAGAAAAUCAUUGCAAGAGAAACGCUUAAAGCUUACAGAAAAAAUGUUGUGGCAAAAUGUUAUGGUGGAGACAUUACAAGAAGAAUGAAGCUUUUAAGGAGGCAAGCAGAAGGCAAGAGGCUGAUGAGAAAAAUUGGAAAUGUUGAGGUUCCAAGAGAUGCCUUUAUACGUGUUCUAAAGAGAGAAACUGACAAAUAGAGAUCAGUGACAUCUGAUCUUCCAGAUCAUGUCAACUUUUUGUAGACAGUAUCAAAGUGAGCUAAUAUGUGAUUUAUCACUGUGAAAGGGAACAUACUUGACUUUAAAUGGUAUGAAUUCAGCAUGUGUGGGAGGAUGAAUUGAAAGGACUUAAAAAUGUACAUAUAUUUGUAGAUUAUUAUGAAAUUAAAGUUACUAAACUGCAUUAGAAGUUCACAUUGUAUUGUUUUUCAUGUUAUUUCACUGCUUCCAUACUUUUAACACUUAAAAUUAACAUAAUUUGGGGUUUUUUUUGCAUUGCAAGUCUAUAUGAGAGGAACCAUAUGGCAAAAAGGUUAUAAAAAUAAUUUCAAGGUAUGUAUAACAAUGCUGUACUGGUUUGGUUUUUUUCUUUUAAAAUUUGAACUGUCAGCAACAAAGGUAUCAAGCUAUUUCCUGUUUUACUUUCUCUACAGUUGCUGUUGUCAGGAAAUUGUGAUGCUAGGAAACCACAUCAGAUGAAAAAAAUCAACACUUUUUUUUAAUUUAACACACCGUUUAUUUAAAACCAGUUGAAAUGUGUAAGCUUAUCACUAGUUCAGCUCAGCUAUGCUCAUCUGCACAGAAAUGGCAAAUUUUAAUAUAUUAAAAAACUUACACUUUUCCACUAGUAAGACCAAUUCAGGCCUUAAAGAAUUUAUUUAUCAUGAAGGUUUGGUUUUAGCAUAUCUUGGUGUAGUCAAUGAAGUUUUAUUUAUGUUUACAUACUAAAUUUUGUCAGUGAGUCCCCAGUUAAAUGGUGUGUAGUGUAUGUGACAAAGUAUUACUUUUGGAAGUGUACACAAAGCAAUUAUAAACAUAAGUUAAUGACCCUACUAUAUACUGUAUUUACAACUGUUUACCCACCUCCAAAAGCUUUUAAGCUGCAUUAAUUUUUUGAUCUUCAGGGACUAGUUUUGCUCUCACAGAUCUUAAUCUCUUGUUAUUAAAUAUAUUUUAAAGAGCAAAUUGCUAGUCAUACCUACUAAAGUGCUCAAUCACCAGGAAAGUCUGCCCUUAAAUUUAGGCUUGUACCUACACUUUAAUCAUAAACUAGUUGUUGUAUUUCAGCCUGUGUACAAGGAUGAAUUGGGAAAAUCUUUGGAGGGAUGGAAUUGAACAGGACAUGUUCAGAACAUGUUCCCUUUCAACAUAUAUUAGUUCAAAGUACAGAGAAAGGGGAAAUAUUCUGAUACUUUAAUAGUUUGUUGGGGCUUUUUUCUUUUGUUUGGUUGAGGUUUGUGGUUGGGUUUUUGUUUUGUUGUUUUUUGAUUAUUUUUUUUUUUGAAGCUGUUUCAGGUGCACUGAAAAACCAGCAACAUCUGGAUAUGAACAAGAUAUCUGUACCUCUAAAUAAAGGUACCUAAGCUGCUGCUACUGACCCUGAAGAAAGGAAGGAUGCGAUGGAUAAAGGCUCUCUAACAUAUUAUUAUUCCUCCUCUGUAAAAAGCUAGCAUUAAAGAAACCACAGAUGCAGGGAUACAUGCUUAGGAGCAAAGCAGCUAAAACAAGGUCCUCCCCACUCCUUGAACUAGACCUCUAAGAAUGCACUGGUUCUGUACUGAGGAACAAGGCAGAAGACAAAGGUAAGCUAGAGAUUAUCCAAACAGUAAAUUAUAUCCUUGCUGAGUGACACUCAAAUAUAUGUUACCUAAUUAAAUGAGUUACACCUAUGGAUAAAGUCUUGAGAAUCUGUUUUAGCCUUAUUAUGUGUCACCUGAGACAGAAAAAACAUACAAAUUUUAGUCAUAAUAUUUGAAUUUUUGAAUUUCAAAACACCUUAAAAUGUGAAGAAGAAUAAAAUGGUAACCUUGAUAUGCUAGGCUAAUUUAGAAUUAUAAACUUGCUUAGCUGUAAAGGCUAAUGGCAAACCUAACACUGCAUUUUGUCAUACAUACCUGCAACAGCAUUCUCCUGAAAGGCAGUCUUUUCAGCCUUUUUUCCCCACAUUGUUGCAUUAUUCUUCAAAAAUACACGUGCAUAAACUGAGCCUUAAACUGAAAACCUGUUUUAAAUGUGUGGAUGUUCAAUGUACAGUUGAGAAUUGGAACACUAGGCCUGGCUUCCUGCUUUGCUAUAGACAGAUUCUUCCAUGCUUUUCUAAUUUCACAGAAACAGAGAACAGUCCAGAUUUUAAAGAACCCUGUAAGACCAUUUGUGAGAAAGGUGAGCCUAGAUGAGACUACCACAGCCCUGGGGAGACAAUGUGAUUUUGUAAUAAAGACUACAUGCUUGUCAUUUAAGUGAAAACUUAAA
Cyanistes caeruleus (blue tit) is the source of this 4127-nucleotide messenger RNA. RefSeq names its product GTP binding elongation factor GUF1 (gene GUF1). Gene Ontology annotation, biological process: positive regulation of translation. Gene Ontology annotation, cellular component: mitochondrion. Lineage: Eukaryota; Metazoa; Chordata; Aves; Passeriformes; Paridae. Gene Ontology annotation, molecular function: mitochondrial ribosome binding; GTPase activity; GTP binding. The record is from RefSeq and is a predicted model, not a curated record.